AUGUUUAACAGUGCCUGGCAGUUGAGAUUCAGCCACCUCAUCGGCUACGGGGCCAAGUAUUACUCGUACCUGAUGUCCCGCGCCGUGGCCUCCAUGCUGUGGAAGCAGUGUUUCGUCCAGGACCCUCUGAACAGGGAGAUGGGUGAGCGCUACAGGAGGGAGAUGCUGGCCCACGGAGGAGCGAAGGAGCCUAUGCUGAUGGUGGAAGACGACCGCAGCUGUGGGAAAAUGGAUACACGCUCCUACUGUCGCACUCUGCUUUGGUCCCUCUGUGGCUUUGUUCGCUCGGACAGAAAAGCGGAGGUGAACUGGAGUUAA
Molecule: messenger RNA, 318 nt
Organism: Knipowitschia caucasica
Lineage: Eukaryota; Metazoa; Chordata; Actinopteri; Gobiiformes; Gobiidae
Source: the annotation of a GenBank genome assembly